GGCGCCGUCCUCCCCGUCGCCCCCGCGCAGCGCGAGCCUCCUGCCGCUCCACGCCUCCCGUCCGGCGCGCGCAGCCCUGGUCGGAGCGGCGAUGCGCCUCAUUCACAACAUGUGCACCAUCGCCGAGUACCCCGCCCCGGGCAGCGCCGCCGCCGCCGACUGCUGCCUGGGGGCUGCGGGCCGCCGCCUGGUCAAGAUCGCCGUGGUGGGGGCCAGCGGCGUGGGCAAGACCGCUCUGGUGGUGCGGUUCCUCACUAAGCGAUUCAUCGGUGACUAUGAAAGAAAUGCAGGUAAUCUCUAUACCAGACAAGUCCAAAUAGAGGGUGAAACCCUGGCUAUUCAGGUUCAGGACACUCCAGGUAUUCAGGUCCAUGAAAACAGCUUGAGCUGCAGUGAACAGCUGAAUAGGUGCAUUCGCUGGGCCGAUGCUGUGGUGAUCGUUUUCUCCAUCACCGAUUACAAGAGCUAUGAACUCAUUGGCCAGCUCCACCAGCACGUCCAGCAGUUACACCUGGGCACCCGGCUGCCUGUGGUGGUUGUGGCCAACAAAGCUGACCUUUUGCACAUCAAGCAGGUGGAUCCUCAGCUCGGACUGCAGCUGGCCAGCAUGCUGGGCUGCUCUUUCUAUGAGGUGUCUGUCAGUGAGAAUUACAAUGAUGUGUACAAUGCCUUCCAUGUGCUGUGCAAAGAAGUGAGUCACAAACAGCAGCCCAGCAGCACACCAGAGAAGCGAAGGACCUCCCUCAUCCCCAGGCCCAAGUCACCCAAUAUGCAGGAUCUGAAGAGGAGGUUCAAGCAAGCCCUAUCUGCCAAAGUGAGGACUGUCACCUCUGUCUGAAGCAGGGGCACUCUAGGGAGUUUGGUCUUCCGAGGAAGAGGGCCUGAGGUUCUUCCAAUGCAGGAACGUUGAAUGCUGGCAGUAAUUCAUGGUUCCAGAAAGAGCUGGAGCAGAGAGGCCAAGAGGGCCUCUGGAACUGCUGCGGAAAAGGAAGCGUUGUUCUGAGCAGGAGGACAGAAUUGAUGAGGCAUCAGUGAGCUCACCAAGCCAGGCUCUGAAUCUGUGAAAUGUACUCCGUGUCUUUUCUUUUGGAGUGGGGGGAGAGGUGUAAUCGCUUUGGUUUUUGUUCUUAACCACUUUGUAAAUGAUGAUCAGUUGUAGUGUCAUAAAAUAUAUCGAUGUGUUUUACAGUGGGAAUGAAAGAGCGUAUUAGGCAUUCACGUGCUUCCCCCACUUUUUUUCUUCCUUUUCCUUUUUUUUUUAACCUUAAAAGGAAGAAUUGCUAUUUUUUAUCACUAUGAUUUGCAUGUCUGGAACACUAUUCCUUACAGAAUGCCUUUCUAACCUGAAGGAUCCCUAGAUUUUUCCCUUUAAAGAACAAGGAAGAAAUUCCUCCUUUCAAAAAAAGAACAGGUUGUGUGUGAGGACCUGUUUGUUCUCUGUACAGACAUAUGUAAGCUUGCAUGUACAGAAUGUCUACAGGAAGGCGUGGUUUCUCCUGACACAGGCUGGGUAUGGUUCUUUGGGUGUGUGUUGUGUAGUUGUGAAUUGAAACUCUUCAGCCCCAGACUUUGAGUCAUUGUGAGACUGUAUAAUUUUUAAAACUUGCAUCAGGUACAGAAAAAAAAAAAAUGUAUCAUUUGAUUUUGGUGUGAUUUGUGUAAACAGCUCAUGGCAAUGACGUUGGGUUGCUUCCUAGGCCCAACUGAGUCACGGUGAUGGGUGGCUAGAAUACGGAAACUCUUGACAGCAAGCGAACAGAUGCAGGGGCUACCCCGCCAAAUCCCCUACACAGAUGCACUUUAAAAAGCCACUUGUGCUUUGGCUUAAACUGUAAUUAAUUUAUUUUAUGUACAAUAAAUCCUCAUUCCAAAAGAGUAGA
Messenger RNA from Loxodonta africana (African savanna elephant), 1880 nucleotides. It is a transcript of the gene RASL11B, whose product is annotated as RAS like family 11 member B. Gene Ontology annotation, molecular function: GTP binding; GTPase activity. The transcript is spliced from 4 exons. Lineage: Eukaryota; Metazoa; Chordata; Mammalia; Proboscidea; Elephantidae. Bases 92 to 838 code for a protein of 248 amino acids. The record is from RefSeq and is a predicted model, not a curated record.